AAACAAGUGAAGAAAACAAGUCAAAAGACAAAGAAUGACUUCUAUUUGAAUAUAAAAUCAAUAAAAUGAAUGACGAUGAUUCCAAACAAAAACGAAAUAAACCUUGUGAAAGUUGUCGAACACAUAGACGGAAAUGUAUAUUGUCGCAACAAAAUAUAUGUGAACGCUGUCAACGUAUGGCUAUACCUUGUUUCUUCAAGUAUUCUACCAAACCUGUAACACAAAAGCAACCCAUCUCUGCAUCUAAAAAGAAUCGACUCCUUCAAAAAGUAUGGACUUUAGAACAAGAAGCAGAAAUAUUGGAAUCCGAAUUGCAGGAUAUUGCUUACCAACAAGAAAUACAGAGAAAUAAAAAAUCAUUAUCAACACCGUCCUGGCACAUUUCUAUUCAACGAUCACAACAUGGUUUAGCAAUGGAAACAAAUAUUACCAGCAUGACUGAUCUCAUGAUACUUUUACAACAAGCUAGUCAAUCGUUUGGUAUUCAAAAUACACCAGUCUCACCUAUUAUCAAUCACGCCAUACAACCUCAUUUAGCUGUCACCUGCAAGUCCACCUCAGUUGAAAAAACUCUACGUGAAAUAUUCAACACAUUUAUCCAAGGGAACAACUCUUUGCCAGCAACACGAUCAUCCUGCUCAAUACCUUCAUCAACAACAACAUCAUCAUCAUCAAUAGCAGAAGCAGCAGCAAUAGCAAUUGCAACAAAACCUUCACCACCAAGUUUACAAGAUAUUGUAGAGCAACCAUCACAGGAACUGGCAUUAAUGACGGUGAAACGACAAUUGAUUGACAUUUAUUUUGCUUGUCCACAUUUACAUAACCCCAUUUUGGUCAAACCUUAUUAUCAACGUUACAUGCAACUUCAUUUGAAUGAUAUGAUUUCAUGGGCCGCUGCUGCUUAUGUUGCCUAUUUACCAUGUCAUCAUGUGAAUAAUCUAUUUCUUUUACAACAACACUCUUUACCGUGGUCAAGGCUGGAAUUAGGGGAACUUUGUCGAUUGGAAGCAAAACGAUUAUUUGAUGAAGCUCUCUUUGUUGCAUUGGAAAAUGAAAAUGAACUUUCUGUAUCCUGGAUGUUUACGGCUUACAUGUUGGCCCAAUGUGCUUGGUUGACUUUACAAAACAAACAAAUACGGUUUUAUUCGGAUGCUACUUGGCGUAUGGCUGUGCAACUUAAAGAUACCUAUGUGCCUAUCAUUCAACAAUACAACAACAAAUAUGGAUAUGACGACAUCACUACUAUGAUUGAUGAUGACGAUACGGAGCAUUUGAUGAUAUUUGCAGAAACGUGGCGACGAAUGUAUAUGAUGGCUCGGUAUGUGGAAGUUGGAUUGAAUAUGGCGUAUGACUCACCCACGGAUGUUAACCAAUUAGCGGCUCAUUCAGUCAACAUUGGCUUUCCACGACUUUUACCUUGUGAGAGUGAUGACAAAUCUCUUGUUGAGGCGGUUCAAGGUUUCCAUUAUAUAUCAAGGCUUCUUCAUUUGAUAACUGUGGGUCACGGUGAACGAAUCUCUUUACUCAACUUACGCUAUCAUAUGGGCAAGAUGGAUACGAUUGGAACGAAUGAUAUUAUUGCUUUGGAAGCUCGAUUUUUGGAUUUUUGGCGAAGUCUCCCACAGGAAUAUCGUAUUGCAGAUGUGCCAAUGGACUAUGUGCAAAUGGAUCGUGUUCAUCAAAUUCCUUCAUUACGUGGUCUUCGAAUCAAUGCGGCGUAUUAUCUGUUAUGGAUGUCAACGGUGGUUCGAGUGAUGCAAGAUCCUGAACUAUGUGAUUUAGCUAAUGUGUCACUGGAUCGUGUGGAUGGUGACCGGGCGAUUUUGAUUGUAUCUAUCUGUUGCGAUGCCAUUAUCAAGAUAUAUCAAGUGUUACAUGUACGGCUACCUUGCACCAUUGAACUUCAUUGGUUGACGAUUGUAUUAGAUUCAGUUUUACUUUUGGUCAAUGCAAAACAUCCAGAUAUUCGACAACGAGCCAUCCAAAGUGCCAGGAUCGCCAAAGAGAUAUUCAAACAACAUGCAUCCAAUAUUCAUAAUGACAACCAUCAUACGUCAGUCAGGAUGGAUUCCAAAACAACAAUCUCUGUACCUCUUCAACCAAUCAUCAACAAUAAUCUCAACAGUAGUAUUGGGGAUGGUAGCUUACAUUCAAUGGAAGAUUCAUUGUCAUUAUUAUCAUCAUCAUCUUCAUCAUCUUCAUCAUCAUCAUCAUCAUCAUCAUCAUCAUCAUCAUCAUCAUCAUCAUCAUCAUUAUCACCAUCAUUAUCACCAUCAUUUACUCCGGAAAAUUCACGUACUUGGUCCAUCUCUUCACAAGGGUCACUUUAUUACACAGCUCAACAAAAUCAAGAAAGAAGGAAACACUCUUCAUCUUCAAUGACUUCAUUUCCAGCGGCUUAUUUAGAUGUAUUGACUCAACAAAUGGAUGCUCGAUUGGCUGGCAACACUUCUAUUCACUUGUAAAUAUCCUUCUCCCCCUUUGUAUUCAAUAUGUAUUCCUAUUUUUUUUUAUUAUUAUUCUUCCCCCCCCCUCCCCUUUUCUUUUUCUUUUUUUUUUAUUUUUUAUUUU
This is a messenger RNA of Halteromyces radiatus, 2571 nucleotides long. RefSeq lists its product as uncharacterized. The record is from RefSeq and is a predicted model, not a curated record. Lineage: Eukaryota; Fungi; Mucoromycota; Mucoromycetes; Mucorales; Cunninghamellaceae. Gene Ontology annotation, biological process: regulation of DNA-templated transcription. The transcript is spliced from 2 exons. Gene Ontology annotation, molecular function: DNA-binding transcription factor activity, RNA polymerase II-specific; mRNA binding; zinc ion binding. Bases 66 to 2465 code for a protein of 799 amino acids.